CGCUAAAAAAAGCAUCACAGUUAUGUUUCCAUUCAUUGGCUAUAAAAACCAUGCUCACUCCCUUUUGUUCUUCACACCAUUUGCAGGAAAAAAUGAAUAGUUGUCAGUCUAAUCCCACCAAAAUGGAUAAUUCAGAAAAUGUUCUAUUUAAUGAUCAAAACGAAAAUUUCACACUUGUUGCACCACACCCUUCUUCUUCGUACUUGACAAGAGAUCAAGAGCACGAGAUCAUGGUCUCUGCUCUGCGACAAGUGAUAUCUAACUCCGGAGCUGACGACGCGUCAUCAUCAAACUUGAUCAUCACAAGCGUUCCGCCUCCAGACGCUGGCCCUUGUCCUCUCUGUGGCGUCGCCGGUUGCUACGGCUGCACAUUACAACGGCCGCACCGAGAGGUAAAGAAGGAGAAGAAAUACAAAGGAGUAAGGAAAAAACCAUCGGGUAAAUGGGCGGCGGAGAUAUGGGAUCCGAGAUCGAAAUCAAGGAGGUGGCUUGGAACGUUUCUUACGGCGGAGAUGGCGGCACAAUCUUACAAUGAUGCGGCGGCUGAGUAUCGAGCAAGACGUGGUAAAACAAACGGAGAAGGAAUUAAACGGCGGUGGAGAUGA
Arabidopsis thaliana (thale cress) is the source of this 605-nucleotide messenger RNA. Its product is annotated as Integrase-type DNA-binding superfamily protein. The transcript has a single exon. Gene Ontology annotation, molecular function: DNA binding; DNA-binding transcription factor activity. Gene Ontology annotation, biological process: regulation of DNA-templated transcription. The record is from RefSeq and is marked reviewed. Gene Ontology annotation, cellular component: nucleus. NCBI's taxonomy places the organism in Eukaryota, Viridiplantae, Streptophyta, Magnoliopsida, Brassicales, Brassicaceae. The coding region runs from base 51 to 605 and encodes 184 amino acids.